GCAUAGAAGUGAGGAUAUAACCGCUCAUGCAGAGACAGCGCUUAUACUACAGUCCAGAGCAGCAGCUGCAAAGACUUGAGUUACUUCUGUGCAGAGCAUCAGUGAUUAAUCUGCAAAAAUGUCCGACAAACCAGAUAUGGCUGAAAUUGAGAAAUUUGACAAGACUAAAUUGAAGAAAACAGAAACGCAAGAGAAAAAUCCACUGCCUUCAAAAGAAACAAUUGAACAGGAGAAGCAAGCGGGUGAAUCGUAAUGAAAUCUGCCCUUCCAAAUUAUGCACUGUACAUUCCACAAGCAUUGCCUUC
Chrysemys picta bellii (western painted turtle) is the source of this 305-nucleotide messenger RNA. RefSeq names its product thymosin beta 4 X-linked (gene TMSB4X). The record is from RefSeq and is a predicted model, not a curated record. Gene Ontology annotation, cellular component: cytoplasm. Gene Ontology annotation, molecular function: actin monomer binding. Gene Ontology annotation, biological process: actin filament organization; regulation of cell migration. NCBI's taxonomy places the organism in Eukaryota, Metazoa, Chordata, Testudines, Emydidae.